Clonostachys rhizophaga is the source of this 1515-nucleotide messenger RNA. Lineage: Eukaryota; Fungi; Ascomycota; Sordariomycetes; Hypocreales; Bionectriaceae. The record is from the annotation of a GenBank genome assembly.
AUGGAUGAAUGUGCUCGUUGCAACACUCGCUGGUUCGAUCAGCAUCUCAGCUCUCAGCAGAUUUGCCGCAAGUGUAAUGAUGCUGAUCGCAGAAAGGCUGACGAGGAACCUUUCUUCUAUAGUCAGGAGAAUCAUCUUGAUUUUGGUGAUGUCCCGGAAUAUCUCCCUGAACUCUCCCAGGUGGAAGAGAUGCUUAUUGCACGAGCUCAUGUGCAUGUGCAGUUGCCUGAAGACGGCAAUGUUGCUUCCAGCGUCCUUAACGAGAUCGUCCCAGAUGUUGAUAUUGAGGAAACUGUUGAUGAGGCUGACCUUCCGGCUGAAGACGACUUUGACGGGUUUGCCGUGCCAAACAUGAUUACUGGCCAGACUGAACUCGAGGAACUUCGCAGCUUCUUAGAGCAAGAGCCGGCCCAACCGAACGAACAAGUGCCUUUGAGAGAGGCAGAACCACGGUCUGAGCCGUAUAUUCUUGAUCUUGAACAACUUCGAGCUGCCUUCGUUCAUGACACUCCUGAAUCUGCCACUUUGCUCAAAUCGAUUGUUCGCUAUUCUGGCAGCAUCCGUGGCACCCGCCCCUUUUGGAUUGGCAAACGUCAAGGUCUUGAGGCCAUGGUUCGAGGUCUUGGUUGCCCUGGCACCUUUAUGACCUUCUCAGCUGCCGACGUUCAUUGGGAUAGUCUUCACAGGCAUAUGCCAAAUUACGAGCAGUGGCUUGCAGCUGACCAUCGCGAGAAGAUGCGAAUUGCGACCUCGAACUUGCGUGAUAACCCUCACAUUGCUGCCUAUCACUUCCAUCAUCGUUUUACGCAGUUUCUCAAGUUCGUGCUCAAGCUAAAGCUCAAUAUUAUUGACCAUUGUCUAUCUACGGAGUUCAACGAUGCCGUUACCAAGUUGACCUUUGAGCAGGCUUGGGGUACCUUCGUCUCUGCUUUUAAUCCUGAACCCACUCGACCAAUGAUUCCUGCCGCCGAGGCUAUCAUGCCCAAGAUCAGCAGCCGCCAGCCGCUUGUGAGCUUUGUCUCCAAGUUUAUGAAUAAAAUUGCAAUAGAACGAGAUUGGUCUGCGCAAGAACUUCUACGCAGCGAGGUUAUCGAGGAUACUGGUGUUCGAGCGACUGUUUUAUUGUAUGAGAAGUAUCUUCGACGCUCUGACGAGUGGGAAAGCCUUAUAUACUUCACUUCCCUCACUCAAAUUGACCACAAUCAGCAUACUUGGCGACCCUUUCCAAUAGCAGCUAACCGGAUCCUCAACUAUUUCCCGCGUUAUCGUUCAGAGGUUGAGCAUGGUACCCGUGAAGACUACUGCCGUAUUCGUCUUAUGCUGCACCAUCCUUACCAGUCAGUUGAUCAGUUGAAGAUAGUAGAGGGUGAAGUCUUUGAGACCUUUACUGCCGCCUUUGAAUAUUGCGAAGAGGUCCACCAAGGGGCGUAUCCUGAUGACUACUAUACUGAACUGCCACCUGCCCAACCGCUUGACUUUGAAGAAGAGCCUGGAGAGGAAGAAGAGCUGCCCUAA